Molecule: messenger RNA, 2598 nt
Organism: Besnoitia besnoiti
Lineage: Eukaryota; Apicomplexa; Conoidasida; Eucoccidiorida; Sarcocystidae
Product: glutaminyl-tRNA synthetase (GlnRS)
Exons: 12
Coding region: 1-2598 (865 amino acids)
Biological process (GO): glutaminyl-tRNA aminoacylation; translation
Cellular component (GO): cytoplasm; cytosol
Molecular function (GO): ATP binding; glutamine-tRNA ligase activity
Source: RefSeq, a predicted model, not a curated record
AUGGCUCUGCCUGCAGGAGCCACCAUUCGCGUCACCCGCCUCUCUUCCCUUCCCCGUCAAUCGACGGUCACGGAUUUGGUUCUCUCGUAUAUCGAAGCCAAUCUGAACUCCUCCCCGGCUUUCACUUUCUGUGUGUGUCCAGACACUUCUGUCGCCCCUGCGACCCCCUUCCGCAUUGCCGUUGAGACCAGAAAAGGGGAGGAGGCCUCCCCCAUUGCGGCUGGUGAGCCACUGUCUGAUUAUGCGGCAGCGCGUUGCCUCGCGCGCCUAGCAGCCUCAGCUGGCGGGCCGUUUGCAUCCUUGUUGCAGGGAUCAGGCGGCUCCGUGGAGAAUGUGGAAGCGGCUGUCGACGUGUGUGAGCAAUGGGCGGCCUUCUACGUAACUGAGGGCCGAGGCAAAAAGGUGGACGCACCCGCAGAGCAAUCUGGACUGGCAGCGUGUGGUGAUUACUUCGCCCGUCUCUUUGCGUCGUCGUCGUCGUCGUUCCUCUUCGACGGCGCGCAGCCGUCGCUGGCGGACAUGGCGCUGUUCGCGCUCGCUGCGCAGUCUGCGGCUCAGGCCGCACUCUCGUCUGGCCUCCGCAGCGCGGGCGAGGCGGCGCUGAAACGCUUCGCUUGCUGGUCCGCUGCCAUGACGAAGGCGAUCCCCGGAGCGGGCGCCGCAUCGGCUGCCGUGAGCGGAGGCUGCAGCGGGUGCGCGAAAGGCAAGGGAGACAAGGCGAGCCAAGGCGGGCGGGGAGGCGCCGAGGGCGCGCAGUCCGCCGACGGUCCGGAUGCGACGGGAUCCGUGAACUUCCUGAAGCAAAUCGUGGAGGACGACCUUCGCACCGGGAAGCACAAAACCAUCGUCACGCGUUUCCCCCCGGAGCCGAACGGCUUCCUCCACUUGGGGCACGCAAAGAGCGUCUGCGUCAACUUCGGCUUGGCCAAGGCCUUCGGAGGCAGGUGUCAUUUGCGGUUCGACGACACCAACCCCAUGAAGGAGGAGAUGCGGUACAUUGAGUCGAUUCAGAGGGACGUCAGGUGGCUUGGCGGUGACUGGGGCAGCCACCUCUACUACGCCAGCGACUACUUUGAGCAGCUAUAUGAGUGGGCUGAGCUGCUGAUCAAGAAGGGCCUUGCCUUUGUUGACGAUGACUCCUUGGAGGAUAUCCGAAGGAAGCGUGGAUCUAUCACGCAGCCGGGAGAGAACAGCUCGUUCCGCGAUCGAUCAAUUCAAGAGAACCUUGAUCUCUUCAGGAGAAUGCGCGCUGGAGAAUUCGAAGAGGGUGCACGGGUGCUUCGUGCAAAGAUCGACAUGGCGCACAGCAACAUGAACAUGCGCGACCCAAUCCUCUAUCGUAUUCUCAAGAAGGAACAUCCCCGUACAGGCGACAAGUGGGUGAUCUACCCCAUGUACGACUACGCACACGGCCAGAGUGACUCCAUCGAGAACAUUUCCCACUCCAUUUGCACCUUGGAGUUCGAGCUGCAUCGGCCUCUGUACGACUGGUUCCAGGAGAAACUGGAGAUCAAGCGCACCAGGCAGAUCGAAUUCGCGCGUCUCAACGUCACCUACACUGUGAUGAGCAAGCGCAAGCUCCUGGCGCUAGUGAAUGAGAACUGGGUUCAGGGAUGGGAUGACCCGCGUCUGCCGACGCUGUCCGGUCUCCGCCGAAGAGGUGUUCCCCCCAGUGCGCUCCGCGACUUCUGCGAGAAAGUCGGUGUCGCUCGGCGCGAGAGCACCAUCAAGGUGGAGGUCCUGGAGAAGUGCAUCAGGGACGCGCUGCAUCCAGUAGCUCAUCGCCGCUUUGCUAUCCAAGAUCCGAUCGCAGUGACGAUCACAAACUUCGAGGGCAAGGACGAAGUCCUCACAGCCGCAAACCACCCCGAAGACGAGUCUUUCGGAACGCGCGAACUCCAUUUCGGCCGCAAGCUGUACAUCGACCGCGAGGAUUUCAUGGAGAAUCCGCCAGUGGGUUACCACCGCCUGGCACCAGGUGCUGAGGUUCGCCUGAAGCAUGCCUACUGGAUCAAGUGCACGGAUGUUGUCAAGGACGCGAGCGGUCGCGUGACGGAACUCCUAUGCACGUAUGACCAGCAGACGAAGAACUGCUCAGCUGCACCAGAUGGCCGCAAAGUGAAGGGCACCAUCCACUGGCUCGCGGAAACGGACGCCGUGCCGGCGGAGAUUAGAAUCUUUGGUCGGCUGUUCAACAAGUCGAACCCUGACGAGGAAGACGAGAGCAAGCCAGAAGCGAGCUGGCGUGACAACAUCAACAAGGAGUCGUUGAAGGUCUACAAGGGCUUUGUGGAGAAGUCAGCGACUGACCCGAAGUUGUUCCCGCCUCAGUCGUCGCUGCAGUUCGAGCGUCUGGGAUUCUUCACGCCCGACGCGUCGACUUUCCCCGAGGUUGCUGAAAAAGCGGAGACGCCAGAUGUGCCUGUGUUCAACCUGACAGUGUCUCUCCAGGAGGGCUUCACCGCCACGGAGGAUUCGGAGAAAGACAAGGCGAAACAGCAGGACAAACUGGCCAGGGAGAAAGCUGCUCUCGAACGCCAGAAAAAGAAGGAAGAGAAAGAGGCAAGGAGAAAGCUCAAGGAGCAGCAGAAGGCGUAA